Molecule: messenger RNA, 2000 nt
Organism: Budorcas taxicolor (takin)
Lineage: Eukaryota; Metazoa; Chordata; Mammalia; Artiodactyla; Bovidae
Gene: YTHDF1
Product: YTH N6-methyladenosine RNA binding protein F1
Exons: 5
Coding region: 84-1757 (557 amino acids)
Biological process (GO): mRNA destabilization
Cellular component (GO): cytoplasm
Molecular function (GO): N6-methyladenosine-containing RNA reader activity; mRNA binding
Source: RefSeq, a predicted model, not a curated record
GCUCGGGUGACAGGCCCGGCCUCGCGGGGAGGCCCGAGCCGGCGGGCGCCCUGGCCCCGCGCCGCGCCGGCUGUUAAUGAAGCAUGUCGGCCACCAGCGUGGACCCCCAGAGAACAAAAGGACAAGAUAAUAAAGUACAAAAUGGUUCUUUGCAUCAGAAGGAUACCGUUCAUGACAAUGACUUUGAGCCCUACCUUUCUGGACAGUCAAACCAGAGUAACAGUUACCCCUCCAUGGCCGACCCCUACCUGUCCAGCUAUUACCCGCCAUCCAUCGGAUUCCCCUAUUCCCUCAACGAGGCACCGUGGUCUACUGGAGGGGACCCUCCAAUCCCCUACCUCACCACCUACGGACAGCUCAGUAACGGAGACCACCACUUCGUGCACGAUGCCGUUUUCGGGCAGCCUGGGGGGUUGGGGAGCAACAUCUACCAGCACAGGUUUAAUUUCUUUCCUGAAAACCCUGCCUUCUCGGCCUGGGGGACGAGUGGGUCUCAGGGUCAGCAGGCUCAGAGCUCAGCCUACGGGAACAGCUACACCUACCCGCCAAGCUCCUUGGGUGGCACGAUUGUGGACGGACAGACAGGCUUUCAUGGUGAUACUCUCAACAAGGCACCAGGAAUGAACAGCCUGGAGCAGGGCAUGGUGGGCCUGAAGAUUGGGGACGUCACCACCUCUGCGGUCAAGACGGUAGGGUCGGUCGUCAGCAGUGUGGCCAUGACGGGCAUCCUUUCUGGCAACGGUGGGACGAAUGUGCCCCUGCCAGUGUCAAAGCCGACCUCGUGGGCUGCCAUUGCCAGCAAACCUGCUAAACCACAGCCGAAAAUGAAGGCCAAGAGCGGGCCUGCCAUCGGGGGGGCGCUGCCCCCACCACCUAUUAAACAUAACAUGGACAUUGGUACUUGGGACAACAAGGGGCCUGUGCCCAAAGCCCCGGCCCCCCAGCAGGUGCCAGCCUCCUCGGCGGCCCCCCAGCCGGCCAUGCAGCCUCUGCCCGCCCAACCUCCCCUUCUGGCCCCAGCACAGCACACGGGCCCCCAGCAGCUGCCCCAGACCCGCUGGGUUGCCCCUCGCAGCAGAAAUGCGGCGUUCGGGCAGACCGGGGCCCCUGGCAGCGACAGUAACUCCCCCGGGAGCGCCCAACCCAGCACAACCCCGAGCACAGAGUCCCACCCCAUCCUAGAAAAACUGAAAGCCGCCCACAGCUACAACCCCAAGGAGUUUGACUGGAACCUGAAGAGCGGGCGCGUGUUCAUCAUCAAGAGCUACUCGGAGGAUGACGUGCACCGCUCUAUCAAGUACUCGCUCUGGUGUAGCACAGAGCAUGGCAACCGGCGCCUGGACAGUGCCUUCCGCGCCCUGGGCAGCAAGGGACCUGUCUACCUGCUCUUCAGUGUCAAUGGCAGUGGCCAUUUUUGCGGGGUGGCCGAGAUGAAGUCACCUGUGGACUAUGGCACCAGCGCCGGGGUCUGGUCCCAGGACAAGUGGAAGGGCAAGUUUGACGUGAAGUGGAUCUUCGUCAAGGAUGUGCCCAACAGCCAGCUGCGGCACAUCCGGCUGGAAAACAACGACAACAAGCCGGUCACCAACUCGCGCGACACCCAGGAGGUUCCCCUGGAGAAGGCACGGCAGGUGCUGCGGAUCAUCGCCUCCUACAGGCACAGCACCUCCAUCUUCGAUGACUUCUCACACUAUGAGAGGCGCCAGGAGGAGGAGGAGGUGGUGCGCAAGGAACGGCAGAGUCGAAGCAAGCAGUGAGGGUUCAGCAAGCAGGCUCUCGUGCCGUCUGACGUGGGGCUGCGCGGCUGGAGGGCGUGUGCCUGGUGCUGUCUCCCGGCGGCGGCUCUGCUGGCCUCUUGCAGUGCUCGCCUGCUCACAUCUUUAUGUCCUUUGUAGUUUAUGUUCGCCCAGAUGAAUCUGCAUUCAUUUGUAUUUUUUCUAUGUAUCAUAUAGUAUUGUAGAACUCACUAAUAAAGGACUAUGUUUUUGUCAGCUUAUCAA